Messenger RNA from Thamnophis sirtalis, 870 nucleotides. NCBI's taxonomy places the organism in Eukaryota, Metazoa, Chordata, Lepidosauria, Squamata, Natricidae. The record is from RefSeq and is a predicted model, not a curated record.
AUGGCGGUAGCGGCGGCCGGAGGCGGCGGCCGGCUGCAGCGGAGCGGCGCGCUGGAAGUUUUGGUGCGCGACCGGUGGCACCGGGUGUUGGUGACCCUGGGCGGCGAGGCGCUGGUGCUGAGCGGCGAAGAAGGCGGAGGCGCCGCCGCGGCUUACAACGGCAUCGGGGCAGCCUCGGCGGGCAAUGGAACUUUCUGCGGCAGAGGAGCCGGCGGUGGGGCGUCGAGGGCGGCCGCCUCCUCCUCCUCCUGUCCCCUGCCCGGCGCUGGCUCGCCCGAGUCGCCGUCGGAGAGCAGCUACAACAGCAGCGGCAACAACAACGGCGGGAGCCCCAAGCCGGCGCUCGGAGUCCGGACGGCGCUGACCGACUUGCCCGAACAAGUGCCCGAAGCCGUCUCUAACCAGAAGCGGUGCGUCAAGGUGUUGAAGCAGGAGAUGGGCGGCUUGGGCAUCAGCAUCAAAGGGGGCAAAGAGAACAAGAUGCCCAUCCUCAUCAGCAAGAUCUUCAAGGGCUUGGCCGCCGACCAGACCCAGGCGCUCUACGUCGGCGAUGCCAUCCUUACCGUCAACGGCGCGGAUUUGCGCGAUGCCACCCACGACGAAGCCGUGCAGGCGCUCAAGAGGGCCGGCAAGGAGGUCGUGCUGGAAGUGAAAUACAUGCGAGAAGCCACCCCUUAUGUGAAGAAAGGUUCUCCUAUUUCGGAAAUUGGAUGGGAAACUCCUCCCCCCGAGUCCCCCCGUUUGGGCAACCCAACCAUCGAUCCCCUGUUGCCGCUGUCUCUCAAUAUCUACCGAGACAAAAGGACCAUCCCACUCAAAAUGUGCUACGUGACGCGGAACAUGGCUAUGUUAGAUCCAGAAAACAGGUAA